AUGGGGGGAGACCAGUCACUACGAAUUCCCAAGAACAAGAGCACCGGAAAUCUGCACCCUGUCAAGCAUGAUGCACCCGCAUUCUCUCAGAGAACACGCUUUUCCUUUGACGCGGGGACUGCACAAGAGAUGAACAACCUGAAAAGGGCUGCUCGUCUCGACCAUGAUGGCUUGGGCAGAUCUGGCCUUCGACGGAUCAGACGACCAGGGCCGUCACUACGGACGCCUACUCUGAUCUUGGAAGGUGGCGAGUUCGUUGCUCCUGUGCUUCAUCACUCCAAGACUGCGCCAAUAUCUGGCUCAUCCAGCAGGUCCGUCUCAACUGGUUACAUGAUGAGCGGCCCAUCUUCGCCUGUGAUCGAGGAUCUCCACCGUUUCCCGUCAGAGUCCCUCCACUCAUUCUCUUUCGCCAAACAGUCGGAAGAAAUCCUCCACAGCAGACAAAAUAUCCUCCAGAAGUCGAUCGAUUUCGUGAGAGACCGUUCAUCGUGGGCGGCAAACCCAGCACUAGCACACGCUCAAGCGCGAGUUAGUGGAGAUCCGGAGCUUCAGGGUAUGAUGGAUCUUCUCAAAAAAGCCAAUAUCAUUCCCAUCGAUACAAGCAACAGUAGAGCGAAGGCGGUCGGCCUUGGGCCACUCACCGGCCCGGCUCAGCUCGACGGGCGCAAUGUUUUCGAAAAGAGUUUCAGCCAGGAGUUAGAGAAUGCUGAGCACGCGAUUGUGAGCCCUGAUCCGGAGGAAGCAAUGCAAGGACGCAAAUAUUCUAUAGACGAGGACGUGUCACCGAACGAGCCUGGUCUUGAAAUGCAGAUACCACCCACCAGAUCAGAUUCCAUAGACGCGCCACGCCGGACUGGCCUCAAGAGAACCUACACCGAUCUGCAUCCUGUAUCUCUCCAGCAGAAGCUUAUAGAAGCCCUCGCACAACCAUACUCAGCCGAUGACAACAAUGUUGCGCACAACGCUGUGUAUACAUCUUCAAUCACAGGUGUUCCUGCAACGCCUACUACUGGGAAUCCCUCGUCCGUUCAUACUCACAGCAGCAAGUGGUCGCCAGCGCACCAAGCUGUUUUCCGCACAACUGCAGACGCUCCCUGGACGAUUUUGGCAGCUAAUGAUCUGGCUUGCUUGAUAUUCGGUGUCACCAGAGCCGAACUUCGGUCAUUGAGUAUCCUUGGAAUCAUCCAGGAAGAAAGAAGGCACUGGUUGGAGACGAGGCUGUCCCGAUCUGAGGAUGUUCCGGAACCAAAGUCCCCGCCUCCUCCAAAGAGUGAAGCGAGGACCACUAGUCUCUCAUUGGUAGGGUCAAGAAGUGGUAUUACAGCUCGGUUACUUAGUAAAGCUCCCUCUCGAGCUAACAAAACUUCAGAAAGAGCAAGGACGGACGAUGGCUCUGGCGGCUACUACAGCCCCAAGCCUAAGAACCACCCGUCAACCAAAUCUAGGGGCGUCCUGCUUUGCGGAGACAUCGUGCCCAUUCAGAGACGAGAUGGCAGCAAGGGUGCUGCCAGUUUUUGGGUAAUGGAAAAACGCGGUGGGCUGAUAUGGGUGAUCGAAGAGAUCACCGAGGAUGUCGCAUACCUCGAUAUUGACAGUUCAGGCGAGGUGAAAAGUGCUCAUGGUGAGAUACACGCCAUUUGGGGUCGACGUGAUCUCGAUGGCACACCCCUCAAUGCUCUCCUUCCCAAGUUCCCUUUGGACGCAUUGGACUCCCACGACAAACAUUACAUAGGAUAUUUCGCAGCAGAAACCGCUGAACAUAUCCAUGUCCCGACUACAGUGGAGGUGUCACCUACAGGUGAUCAACUCCGGGUCUCUAGUCUGCCUCAUAUAGCUGGCGUCAUGGUCGUGGACCCAGAUACAUUGAAAAUCACGAGCUCGAACAGCAUAUUCUCGGCGGCACUGUUCGGUCAUCCGAAACUCGAUGGUUCGCAUAUCGCCAAUGUGAUCCCCAGCUUCGAGGAUGUUUUGAGCAUUUUGAAACAGGACGAUGGGGUCGAUCUCGUUGAUGGAAUUGUCAUACCGGAACACACCUUUCGUCGGGCGCGAACUAUUCUCUCACUCCGGGAAGGCAAAGAAAAUCCUGCCCACAUAUUCUUACGGCCAUGCGGUGUCCCUGCUAAACACCGCGAUGGAUCGGAUAUCAUGGUUGAUAUUCAGAUGCGAGUCAUUCGCAGCGAAACUGUUUUCCCCAUGUCAGACGAAGCAGUGAUCGAGGAAAAGGACGAGCUUCGGGCGGAGUCAGGUGUCGCAGUGGCAGAGCUUGUCUACGCACUUUGGAUCAUCUAUUCACGCAAUAUUCAUGGCGUGGGAGUCGGUCCGAGCGAUCACCAUCCAGUGGCGCCUGAACGCUCUCUGUCGCCACCAUUGCAGCCGGAGCCACCACCAACGCUUCCUUCUCCGCCUCCCGUGCUUUCGGAUAGAUCUCAAGACAGCUCCCGACUGUCUCUUGUGGCGGAUCAAUCCGAUGAAACGGAAUCGGUCACCAUGGAUGAGCCGCUUGAACAUCCACCUCCACACAUGACAUAUAUCUCUCACAAGAAAAAGACUAUUGAUGACUUUAUAAUUUUAGAAGAGAUGGGCUCCGGAGCGUACGGUCAGGUUAAACUUGUGAGGUAUAAGAAAGGACAGUCGAGGAAGAUGGUUCUCAAGUAUGUGACCAAGAAGCGCAUUCUGGUCGACACAUGGACAAGAGAUCGCAGAUUGGGGACCGUUCCGCUGGAGAUCCACGUCCUAGACUAUCUUCGUCGAGAUGGGCUCCGACAUCCCAAUAUCGUGGAAAUGAUUGAUUUCUUCGAGGAUGACAUCAAUUAUUACAUUGAAAUGUUGCCCCACGGUAUUCCGGGGAUGGAUCUGUUCGACUAUAUCGAGCUGAGGACAAACAUGACGGAGGAUGAGAGUCGGAGCAUCUUUCGCCAGGUGGUGGACGCCAUCCACCAUCUCCACACCAAGGCUCUUGUGGUACAUCGAGACAUCAAAGACGAGAAUGUUGUUUUGGAUGGCGAAGGGCGAAUCAAAUUGAUUGACUUUGGCAGCGCGGCGUACAUCAAAAAUGGACCAUUUGACGUGUUUGUGGGAACUAUAGACUAUGCCGCUCCAGAAGUGCUUCAGGGCAAGCCCUAUGGCGGCAAGGAACAAGACGUCUGGGCCCUGGGCAUAUUGUUAUACACCAUCGCGUAUAAAGAAAAUCCUUUCUACAAUUUAGACGAAAUUCUCGAUCACCCGCUGCGGGUGCCUUUUUUGCCAUUUUCUGAAGAGUGCCUAGAGCUCAUUCGCAAGAUGUUGGACCGAGAUGUGGACAGACGUAUCACCAUUGAAGAGGUGCUUGAUGACCCUUGGCUGGAAGAAGAUGAUGAUUGA
Molecule: messenger RNA, 3360 nt
Organism: Fonsecaea nubica
Lineage: Eukaryota; Fungi; Ascomycota; Eurotiomycetes; Chaetothyriales; Herpotrichiellaceae
Exons: 5
Coding region: 1-3360 (1119 amino acids)
Biological process (GO): negative regulation of glycogen biosynthetic process; protein phosphorylation; intracellular signal transduction
Cellular component (GO): nucleus; cytoplasm; cytosol
Molecular function (GO): protein serine/threonine kinase activity; ATP binding
Source: RefSeq, a predicted model, not a curated record